Messenger RNA from Recurvomyces mirabilis, 1530 nucleotides. RefSeq names its product Trimeric GatFAB AmidoTransferase(AdT) complex subunit (gene HER2). Gene Ontology annotation, biological process: glutaminyl-tRNAGln biosynthesis via transamidation; mitochondrial translation. The coding region runs from base 1 to 1530 and encodes 509 amino acids. The transcript has a single exon. Lineage: Eukaryota; Fungi; Ascomycota; Dothideomycetes; Mycosphaerellales; Teratosphaeriaceae. Gene Ontology annotation, molecular function: glutaminyl-tRNA synthase (glutamine-hydrolyzing) activity. The record is from RefSeq and is a predicted model, not a curated record. Gene Ontology annotation, cellular component: glutamyl-tRNA(Gln) amidotransferase complex; mitochondrion.
AUGCCCUCAGCUCGCUUCUGCUUGCGGCCUGCGAGCAGACGCCUUCCCAGAUCAAACACAAGACACCAUGUCACAACCUCGCGACCGUACGAAGAGCUCAAUGCUUGCAUCACCCAGCAUGCUCCCUCCCCCUCCUCCUCGACCCAGACAGCUAAAACAGUAGCGAUCAAAGACAACAUCGCCACGAAAGACUUCCCCACCACCGUCGCCUCGAAUAUCUUGGCGGGCUUCACCUCCCCCUUCGACGCCACCGUCGUCCGCCUCUUGCGCGAAAAUGACUACACCAUCUCCACCAAAACAAAUCUAGAUGAAUUCGGCAUGGGAUCCCAUACCCAGUCCUCCUCUCACGGACCUACACUUAGCCCUUACUCUCGAAACGGCAUCCCGCUAUCCCCAGGCGGCAGUAGUGGCGGUAGCGCCGUCGAAGUCCUUACCGGACGGAGUUGGACGGCGCUGGGGACGGACACGGGGGGCUCGGUGAGGUUGCCCGCGGCUUAUUUGGGGGUGGUGGGGUUUAAACCUAGUUUUGGGGUUGUGUCGAGGUGGGGAGUGCUGGCUUAUGGGCAUUCUCUCGAUACGGUUGGGAUUUUGGGGAGGAGGCUGGGGGAUGUGAGCGGGGUGUUUGGGGUUGUGCGUGGAUGGGACGGCAGGGAUCCGAGUUCGUUGACGAUGAGAGUGAGGGAGCGGAUUGAGGAGGCACGAGAGGUUAGGAGGAGGAGGAGGAGGAGGAGGAAGAAGGGGGGUGUGCUGCGGAUUGGUGUUCCGCUCGAAUACAAUAUCGUGGAACUCUCGCCCUUGGUCCGCUCAACCUACAUCCGCACCCUAGAGCGCUUGCAAUCCGUCGGCCACACUCUCCACCCCAUCUCCCUGCCCUCUACCAAACAAGCACUCUCAGCCUACUAUGUCCUCGCGCCCGCCGAAGCCUCCUCAAACCUAGCGAAAUACGACGGUGUACGCUACGGUACUCGACCAACUGAUCCCGACUCCUCGCCUAGGGAUAACCUCCCACUUUACGCACAGACUCGAGGUCAAGGUUUUGGAGAAGAAGUCAAGCGCCGGAUCUUACUGGGGGCUUAUACGUUGAGCUCGGAGGCUAGGGAUAAUUAUUUCAUCCAAGCGCAGAAAGGUCGGAGACUGGUUCAGCGGGACUUUGAUCGGGUUUUUGCUUUGGCUAAUCCUUUGCUCGAUCCUCCUCACUCUGUCCCUGACUCCGACUCUACUGGCGGCGAGCAAGACGAAGGUGUGGAUGUCAUCAUCACCCCCACCGCCCCUACCCUCCCCCCCACGAUCGAGGAGGUAAAGCGACAGAGUCCGGUGGAGAGCUAUAUGAAUGACGUCUUCACCGUACCCGCUAGUCUGGCUGGUUUACCCGCUAUUAGCAUGCCUGUGGGAUUGUCUGAGGAGGAGGCUAAGGGAUUGGAGCAGACGGAUGUGGGGAGUGUGGGCGUGCAGGUUAUGGGGCAGUUUGGGGAUGAUGAGGGAGUGCUUGAUGUGGCGAGCAUGAUUGAGGAGGGGCAGUGGAAGUCAUAG